Molecule: messenger RNA, 2453 nt
Organism: Bombina bombina (fire-bellied toad)
Lineage: Eukaryota; Metazoa; Chordata; Amphibia; Anura; Bombinatoridae
Gene: ORC3
Product: origin recognition complex subunit 3
Exons: 21
Coding region: 147-2282 (711 amino acids)
Biological process (GO): DNA replication initiation; DNA replication
Cellular component (GO): nuclear pre-replicative complex; DNA replication preinitiation complex; nuclear origin of replication recognition complex
Molecular function (GO): DNA replication origin binding
Source: RefSeq, a predicted model, not a curated record
CUUAUACUGACAGGAAAAGUCGUGUGGUGCAUGUGCGAGCGCUGGCGGCGCCUGCUACAAACUACUGGGUAUAGCAAGAUGCAGUGACUGGGAUACAUAACUUAUUAGGUGCAGAGAACAGGGCACUUCUCACGAUAUCUGCAAUAAUGACAACAACAUCUGUUUCCAAGGGAUGCUUUGUGUUCAAGCCUAGUGCAAAGAAGAAAAAGACUUGUCUUACAGCAGCUGACUAUUUUAAUGAAGGUCUUAAGGAUUCUGAAGACAGCAUGAAGAGGUUUAAGAGUUGCCAGUUGCUGUGGCAACAGAUGAAAUCACAGACAGAGCAACUGCAAGAAGAAUUGAACAAAAAACUUUUUGACAAUUUAAUCAGUUUUUUAAGAAAAUCCCAUUCAGAUUUUAAUGAGAAGAAGGAAGACUGGAGCUGUAGGAUGAGGUCAAAUGAAAUCCCUACGGCUGCUCUUGUACUUGGAGUGAAUGUUACUGACCAUGAACUUACAUUUAACAGCCUUUCAGAUGUUCUUCAUGAUACUGUAACUCCAUUUGUUGUCUUAUUGCAGUCUAAGGAAUGCCCAGGUAUCAAGCAGCUGCUGCAGAAGGUCCUCACACAGCUCAUGGGAUGCAGCUCAGAUAUGGAAUUUGAUGAGGAAGAGGAUCACGUUACAGUUUCUCAAAGAAAAACGCACUUUUCUCUGGCCUCUUUAGCAAGCUGGUAUCAGAAGGCCACAAAGAAAACUACCUCUCCUAAGAAGAAAAGGUCGUCGUCCUCCACCAUGCACUGGCAGUCACCUCCAGUUAUUGUAAUCUUCAAAGAUCUAGAAAGUUUUACUGCCCGUGUCCUUCAGGAGUUUAUCAUCAUUAGCAGUCGGUACAUAAAGAAUUUACCAAUGGUUCUGGUGUUUGGCAUUGCCACUUCUCCAAUGAUGAUUCACAGACUUCUGUCCCACUCAGUCUCCUCUCUUCUCUGCAUAGAACUCUUCCAGUCUUUGUCAUGCACUGAGCAUUUAGCCACAGUUGUAGAUAAGCUGCUCCUCUCCAACCACUUCCCCUUCAAGCUGAGUGGUAAAGUACUGCAGGUCCUCAUCACAAUUUUUUUAUACCAUGAUUUCUCUGUACGGAACUUCAUUAAAGGUCUUCAGCUCUCGGUGGAAGAACAUUUCUUUACUCAGCCACUCAGUGUUUUAUGCUGCCCCCUUCCAAAAGCCAAGAAAAGGCUGCAGAACUUCUCGCACGCCCAGUGUGAAAAUAUCAGACAUUUAUCUUCUUUUAUGAGUUUUGUUGAAAGCCAAACACCAGACAACCAAGUAAAGCUUCUCACCGAUGAUGAAUAUUUAAAGGAAAUGGCACUGACGUUUAUUGAAGACUUGCAUUCCUACCAUGAGAAUUUUACACCAGUUUUGCGAUGUCUGCAUUAUUUUACUUCAAUUCUUCCCAAGUAUCCUUUAGGCAAGCAGAUAAGGGAGCUUUAUUGUGCGUGUUUGGAGAAAAAGGUCUGGGAAACAGAAGACUACAGUUCUGCAUUGCUUCUGCUUCGGAUGUUGGCAAAAGAUGAACUUAUGGCAACACUUCAGAAAUGUGUGGAAGUUUUAAAGCCGUAUUCUGGAAAACAGCUUGGCAAUGCAUUAGAAAAGCUGGAGGAGUUCCUGGUUCUUUUCCAGAGUCUUGAAGUAGAAAAUGCUGGCCCCGUUGAAGUCGAGGAUUCUUCACCACAGAAAUCUCUUCAGAAAAAGACGGAUCUGUAUCAACUUCAGAAGACAUUAAUGGAAAUGAAAGAAACAAGAAGAUCAAAGAAAUUAACUAGGUUUGAGUCCAUCCGUCUCGAAGUUGUGGACUUUAUAGAUAGUCUUGUAAGAGAAUACCUUCCCCCUCCUGAGAUGAACACGUUGCAUGAAGUCCUGUACUUCAGUGCUGCUAGUACCCUCCGCAAACAUCUAAAUGCUGCUCCUCGCAUUGCUCUUCACACUGCCCUAAAUAACCCGGCUUCUUACUUGAAGUCUUUAGCGAGUGAAGGUGGAUCAAUUUGCAGUGCAGCACCUGAUAUCUGUAUUGCAUACAAAUUGCACCUUGAGUGUGGGCGACUUAUUAACCUUUACGACUGGUUGGAGGCUUUUGCAACUGUAGUGAGUGCUGCAGAGGGGGGAGACUGUGAUUCUUCCAAGCAAAUUGAUGAUGUUACUCAUGCUCGUUUUAUUAGAGCGGUGUCAGAGCUGGAGCUUCUGGGCUUUGUAAAAGCCACUAAACAGAAGACUGAUCAUGUAGCACGGCUGACGUGGGGUGGAUGCUAAAUUACAAGACGAUGACCAUUCUUACCACAGAUUAAUUGUGUGCAGCACAUUUUAGUAGGAUAAUAGUAAAAUAAAGUGUGUGUGUCUUGUAUACAAAAUAUAUCCGUAGAUGAUCGCCUGUAAAGCCAUUCCUGUUCUCGGGUGUAUGAAUAAAACAGCUGCAAUAUUUAA